This is a messenger RNA of Juglans regia (Persian walnut), 854 nucleotides long. RefSeq names its product nuclear transcription factor Y subunit B-8-like. The record is from RefSeq and is a predicted model, not a curated record. Gene Ontology annotation, molecular function: DNA-binding transcription activator activity, RNA polymerase II-specific; RNA polymerase II cis-regulatory region sequence-specific DNA binding; protein heterodimerization activity. The transcript has a single exon. Gene Ontology annotation, cellular component: nucleus; CCAAT-binding factor complex. Lineage: Eukaryota; Viridiplantae; Streptophyta; Magnoliopsida; Fagales; Juglandaceae. Gene Ontology annotation, biological process: regulation of transcription by RNA polymerase II. Bases 75 to 788 code for a protein of 237 amino acids.
UCACCCAUAUAUCACAGCCGGCCUAAUUUCUUUCUUCUUUCCCUAGAAAUAGAUACAAAUAUUUUCUGUCCUCCAUGACAGGAAAAAGAAGCCAAACCAGCCCAGACGUUGGGAGCCCCUCCUCCGGAGACAUCAUGAUCUCUUUGAAAGAACAAGACCGGUUCCUCCCUAUUGCCAACGUGAGCCGUAUCAUGAAGAAAUCGCUCCCGGCUAAUGCCAAAAUCUCUAAGGAAGCAAAGGAGACCGUCCAGGAAUGUGUUUCUGAGUACAUCAGCUUCAUCACGGGUGAAGCAUCAGACAAGUGCCAACGAGAAAAGAGGAAGACCAUUAAUGGUGACGACCUCUUGUGGGCCAUGACGAUACUAGGGUUCGAGAACUAUGUCGGACCCCUGAGGAACUACCUCGGCAAGUAUAGGGAGACCGAAGGAGACAAGACUUCCAUGGCUAGACAGGGAGACCAAUCUCCGACUGAUUCCUACACCGAUCAUGGCACUAAUUACAAUGAUCAGAUUCACAGAGCCAUGAGUAGUAGUACUACUACUGCUAAUUCUGUAGUGGCGACCGCAGAUUUUCAGCGUUUUAGCGGUGGGUUUUAUUCGUUUGGGACACAAGUAAAUCCGGAUAGUUAUGGAGAAAGUAGUGGAAGAUCAGGCACGGGUUAUGAAGAUCAGAAUAUGGUGAUUGGUGCUUUUAAGGGAAAUGAAUUCUGUGAAAAUGGCAAUGGAAAUGGCAAUAGAGCUGUGGCUCAAGCUCAUGAUCAUCUUCAUCAUGAUGUAGUUGAGUGGUAGAGAUUAAUAAAAUAUAUUAAUAUGGAGUAGUCUGUGAUAUGUAUGAGUUUCUUGUAUUUGUUGAUG